AUGGAUAAACAAUCUGCUAAAGAAAUUAUGAUUGCUAGAGAAGAAGGUAGCAUGGACAAUGAAAUAUUUGCUGAUGAAUGGAGCACCUCAAUAAAUUCUCAAGAAAUCAGUGAAAAUGAGAGACAGUGGCUAAGUUCCUUGGGUGAAAAUGAGAGACAGUGGCUAAGGUCCUUGGAGAAGAUUGGAGGGAACCCUGCCAAUGGCUCUUCACAGAAGCCAAAAAUUCAAACGGUCCCAAGAUUGGAUCCCGAGAUUCAAUCAAACGUAAGUUGUUAUGCGCCCCUUGUGGUUUCUAUCGGUCCAAUUCACCACUGGAAUUCCCAACUUCAACCAAUGGAGAAGUACAAGAAGCUACUUGCACUUGAGUUUGCUGAUCAAGAUAGUAAAAAAGAAAGACAUGAAUGGGUCUCACCAUUGCUUUCGACAGAUGCAGUGUCCAUUGACGAGCUUUACAUAAGGGUCAAGAACAUUGUGCCUGAUGUCAGGGAGUGUUAUGAGGACUUGAACAAAUACUACAGCGACGAGGAGUUUACACAGAUGAUGUUCCUGGAUGGCUGCUUCAUCCUUCAAUACUUUCACUGCAUCGUCACUGGCAAUGCUAAGGAGCUCAAAAUGAAGAGCCAUGAUAUAGCUUUCAUUCGUCGUGAUCUUUUCUUACUUGAAAAUCAGUUACCAUUUGAAGUCCUGCAAGUGUUAAUGAGCUGUAAGUUCAAGAAUAAUGUAGGAAUGGAGAUGAUUAAAACGUUCAUCUCGAGUGCACAUGAAAAGCCUCAUCAAGGUCACGGAUUCAUUCAAUGUAUCAAGGAUUUCUUUCCUGAUUUCUUUCUUACUCAGAAAGUUAUGAACUUUCUUGGAAAAAUUUGUCAAGGAGAAGGGCCUUCCCCUACCAAACAAAAAAGCGUGAAAACUCCGCUUCCUUAUCAUCUCCUCGAGCUAUUAAAAACACAUCUCAUAGACCCGAAGGCUUUCUCAAAAGAUGGAUGCUAUCUAAGGGGUGAGUUGUGCUCGUAUCGUUCAGCCAUAGAGCUGAAGAAAGCAGGAAUCCAUUUGAGGCGGGGAAAGAGUCGUCGUUUUUCAGACAUUUUGUUCAAUUCAUUUCAUUUCUCAUCGGUUUUAACACUUCCUCCAAUAACAAUAGAUGAUUCAACCAAGUCGGAGUUUUUGAACUUGGUUGCAUAUGAGGCAUUUCCUGAUACACCAGAUGACUUUGGCGUUACAUCUUAUCUUUGCUUCAUGGAUUCACUUAUUGAUAAUGUUGAAGAUGUGAAGGAGCUGAAAUCAAAAGGUAUACUUGUUAACUUUCUUCGAACUGAUCAAGAAGUAGCAGAUCUCUUCCAUGAGAUAGCAAGAGAUUUGGUGCCUAAUCCAUAUGCCUUUGUUGAUGUCAAAAAACAAAUUGAGAAUCAUUACAAGGACAAAGGAAAAAUAUGGAUUCGUGAGUUGAAUUAUGCUAUUGCAGCAAAAUUUAUCAUCAGUUUGCAAGUUGCUAGUAUUAUUCUAGCAGGCAUCCAAACCUAUUAUGCAGCUCACCAAAAAGAGAGUUAG
This is a messenger RNA of Lycium ferocissimum, 1545 nucleotides long. Its product is annotated as UPF0481 protein At3g47200-like. The coding region runs from base 1 to 1545 and encodes 514 amino acids. The record is from RefSeq and is a predicted model, not a curated record. The transcript has a single exon. NCBI's taxonomy places the organism in Eukaryota, Viridiplantae, Streptophyta, Magnoliopsida, Solanales, Solanaceae.